Messenger RNA from Caenorhabditis angaria, 351 nucleotides. NCBI's taxonomy places the organism in Eukaryota, Metazoa, Nematoda, Chromadorea, Rhabditida, Rhabditidae. The record is from the annotation of a GenBank genome assembly.
AUGGAAGACGGAUAUGAAGUAAUGGGACCAGGAGGAAAUGCGAAUAAACCGCUUAUUCCACCACCGCCAUGUCCAGCAGUAAAAACGAAAAAAGAUGUGAAUAAGGAGAAGGACAAAACACAAGAAUCAUCAGCGAUGACAGUUUCAACGAAAAAGGAUAAGAAAGGCAAGAAAGGGAAUAAGAAUAAGAAGAAUAAUCAAGAAAGUGCUGAAACUGGAGGCGGGGGAACUGCGAUUAAUCAACGUCCCUCGUCGGUAGAUACUGUUUUAUUGGCGUGUGUUUGUGUGGUUUUUAUUAUCACAAUUUGCGGCGUCGAUUCCGAUUUUAUUGACGGCUUUUGGAUCGGCUGA